UUGCAGUAGCAAAUUGAACUCUCAGGAAUAACGCGUUUGUCGCUUCGUGCGCUCGUUUUUAUUGCACAUAACGUAACGUAAAUAAUUUCCCCACCCCCAAGCACACUUUGAAGCUCGUUUACAUAAAAAUAUAAAACUAAAUAAUAACAAACAAACCAAGAAAAAAAAAUCAAAUCUGUAAUAAAGUGAGCUUUUUAGAAUAGAAUGCGCAAAGCAACAAACACUUAAGUCGUUCGAUGUGGUUUAUGGCCCCAGGCUGCAGUUGAAAUAUAAUUUAUUAUAAUUAAAAAUCAGCAACGAACAAAUAACAUAAAUAUACCUAUACAUAUGCAUAUGUUUGUAUGUAGAUAAUUGGCAGUGUUUGAUUUUCACUUGUCUUAUGUGUUUGUUUCUCGUGCAAUCGCGAGCCUUUGUACUAACGUGUGUGUGCGUGUGUUUGUGUUGGUGUGACGCAGCUGUCAUUGCAGCAGGCGGCGGCAGCCUAGGUGACAGUGCAGCUGCAGUCGACGCUCACGUCGACGUCGCACCGCUUGUCAAAUGUAACAAAAGAGGCAAAUGUAAAACGAAAGGAAAAAGCUUCUACGUGACCGAUUUGAAGUUUUCGCUUAUUAACUAUGGGGAGGUGGACAUAAAGAGGCAGAGAGCUUUUCAUUGAAUGCAGUUUAACUGACAUAACUACAAGCAUUUGACAAAAAUAAAAAGAAAAAGGAAGGAAGAUAACAACAAGUGGAAGAUAAAGCCGACAAACCAAACGAAAGCUUACUAAGAAAAUAUAUAAACAAAAUUAUAUUUCCAAUUGCAUGAUAUACUGAAAUUUCCUGAAAGCUGCUGAAAGAAAAACGCGCCAGGCAGAGAGCACAACCUAAAGUGCGCAUCGCCACGUCGAACGACGCGACGGUCGGCAAAAUCAAUUUUUUUCCCUUCCUCCUCUUCUAUCCUUUGGAAACUUUUCGGCAAACAUGGAUGACGAUCAACAGUUUUGUUUGCGCUGGAACAACCAUCAGAGCACGUUAAUCAGCGUCUUUGAUACGUUGCUGGAGAAUGAGACACUAGUCGAUUGUACGCUCGCCGCCGAGGGCAAAUUUCUCAAGGCCCACAAGGUGGUGCUAUCAGCAUGCAGUCCCUACUUUGCGACUUUGCUGCAAGAACAGUACGACAAGCAUCCGAUUUUCAUACUCAAGGAUGUCAAGUACCAGGAGUUGCGCGCCAUGAUGGAUUAUAUGUAUCGCGGCGAGGUGAACAUCUCGCAGGAUCAACUGACGGCACUGCUCAAAGCCGCCGAAUCGCUGCAGAUUAAAGGUUUAUCCGAUAAUCGCAGCGGCACGGGCCCAGCAGCUGCCGCCGCAGCCCAACAACAACAGCAAGCACCCAAACCCGAUACACAUCAUCGCGUCAAGCUGAGCGCUCCCUAUACACUCGAGCAGACAAAGCGUGCGCGCGUCACAACGGGCGGUGCAGCUGUGGGUGUUGGGGGCAUGGUCGAUGCUGGAGAUGUGGCCGGUUCGCGUGAAGGCUCCUCCAGUCCAUCGCGUCGUCGUCGAAAAGUGCGACGCCGUAGCAUGGAAAAUGAUAUGCACGACAACUCGAAUUCGUCUGUGCUAGCCGCCGCCUCCAAUCAGUCAAUCCUCCAACAAACAAGCGCUGGCUUAGCCGCCUCCGCUCUGGUCAGCACUCAAUUGGCCAGCGGUAGCGGUGCAGCAAGUGCAACGGUUGCUGCUGCCGCAAGCAGCGGCACCGGAAGCCAAGUAAUCAACCAGCCAUUGACCAGCAGCAGCAGCAGCAGCAGUAACGUUACCAAAAAGACUGAAAGCGCUAAACUAACAUCGACAGCAGCUGCCCAGGGCGCCCAACAACAACAGCAACAGCAGCAGCAACAACAAACAACAAGCGAUGCCAUUAACACCGACAAUGUACAACAACAGCAGAAUCAAGGCGCCCAAGGCGAGGCCGAGGAGAUGGAUGUGGCAAGCGGUGGUGCUGCAAGUGGCGCUGUUGCCGUGCAUCCCGGUGUCGUUAAGCAAUUAACAACGCUCGACAAGUCGAAUCAUAAACAAAAGAUCAAAGAUAAUAGCAUAACAACAACUGAAAUGGUCAUCGAGCCCAAGGCCGAAUACGACGAUGAUGCGCACGAUGAGAAUGUUGAGGAUUUGACUUUGGAUGAGGAGGAUAUGACAAUGGAGGAGCUGGACCAAGCGGCCGGCACCAGUCAGGGUGGCGAAGGAUCUAGUCAAGCAUAUGCAACAUGGCAACACGACAGAUCUCAGGAUGAACUUGGACUAAUGGCCGCACAGGAUGCACAGCAACGGGAUCCACAAGAUGCCAAGCAGGACAAAGGUGAACAAACGGAAGGCGCCCACGAUGAGUUCGAGUUGGACGAUUGCCUGCUGGAGAGCAACGAUAUUGUCAUCACCCAGAACAAGGAUGGCUUUGUGCUGCAUGUCAAGAAGCUGGGCAACAUUACGACGGCCAAGAUGGGCAGCACUGCGGAAGAACAAACGGCAGCGGUUACCGUGACCGGACCCGCCGGCCAGCCAACCCAAACGAUCACCGAACUGCUCAGCCAAGCGGCCCACAGCGCCGAUAUUAAACCCACCCUGACCACAUUGACGAAUACGCCCAUCAAAUUGCCCUCUUCUGAAUGUGAACUAAUCAACAUUAAGAAAAUCAUACCCAGCUCAACGACACUUGCCCCGCAUGGUGGCAGCAGCAGUGGUGGCACCGCCACUACCACCAUAAUACAUCCGCAUCACAUCAUUCAGCAUGUGACACAGGAGACACAGCAGCAACAUCAGCAACAGCAGCAGCAGCAGCAACAACAACAUCAUCAACAGCAGCAGCAGCAUCAUCACCAACAGCAGCAGCAGCAGCAACAGCAACAGUUGCACAUUGAGGAGGUGCCACAAAGCUCGCAUCAGCAUCAGCAACAACAACAGCAGCAGCAGCAACAACAACAGCACCAUCAUCAACAACAGCUGCACCAAGGUGCUCAGCAAGUACAAAGCAUAAUUACAGCACAUCCGGGACAGACGAUCAAUUUGGUGGGUCUGCGCAAUGUGCAAAUAGCCGAACAGAAGCCAAACAUUACAUCGCGCAUACGUUAUUCGCGUGGCAAAAUAAUUGCGCCGAGCGUUAGCAAUUUGCAGAUUGUGGAGACACAUGAGGCCAUACCGCAUCAGCAUCAUGAGCUGGCCGAUGGCACCAAGUAUGAGAUUAGCGAAAUCGAUCUGAACAAUCCAAAUGCAUCGGCGGCCAUCAUCAGCGAUUUGGUCAAGUAUGCCGAGAUCGAUGACAUCGAACUGCCGGAUGGCACGAAAAUUGGCAUUGGCUUUGCACCCUCCGAGAUCACCGAGCACAUGCAGACGUCAGCGGGCGAGACGCAUAUUACCACCAUUGAGCAUGAGCCGCAGGAGCUGCAGGUGCAUCAGCAUGAUCCACAGCAGCAGACACAUCACAUACACACCUCUCAGCUGCAGACACAUCACAUACAUCAGGCGACAGUGGUGCAGCAACAGCAGCAGGAGGAGGAUCAUCACCAACAGCAGCAGGAGCAUCAGCAUCAUCACAUCCAGCUGCAGGCGGACGAUGAUGAUGGUGUUGAGACCAUAAUACCCGAGGAGCUGGGCGUGCAUGAUUCGAGCAAGAGCUAUACCAUUCUAACAACACGACCAAUGAAAGAGGAAUCGGACGCUGGCGGCGAUCCCAGUAGCAUGACCUACGAAUUAUCGCUGAGCGACUCUUCGCUAGGUCCCUGCGAUGAUCCAGAAUCACGUUAUGUCUGUCGUCACUGCGGCAAAAAGUAUCGCUGGAAGUCGACGUUGCGUCGCCACGAGAAUGUCGAGUGCGGUGGCAAGGAGCCGUGUCAUCCAUGUCCCUACUGUAGCUACAAGGCUAAGCAGCGUGGCAAUCUGGGCGUACAUGUGCGCAAACAUCAUCCCGAGAAGCCGCAGCUGGAGAGCAAGCGAGGACGCAAGAUCUAAGCAACAGAAGCAGGAGGUAGAGGAGGAGGAAGAGGAGUAGGAGGAGGAGCCGCAGCAGUGAGUACCUCACAAAGAAUAACAGCAACAAAAAACCAGUUUACAUUAUUCUCCCACACCUAAACUAUUAUAUAUAUCCACACACACAUAUAUAUAUAAGCAUAUAUAUUAUGUAUUUCUUAUUUUUCUCGAGCAUCAAUUUUGAUAAUUGAUGCAAUUGCGUUUAUUUGUUGAUUAUUUGCUUAAGUUUAAAGGUAAAUUCAAAAAGAAAAUACCAGAAUAUUUUAAAAAUAACACAAAAUUCAACAAACUAUUUGCAAAACAAUAUUUUAUUAUAUUUUUAUUGGGCUUUAAUUGACGUCUUUGCGUAUAAUUUUCAUAUUGUUUGACGUAAUUUUAAAAAUUACAUUUAUUAAGUGUUGCAAAUACAACAAAAUCUUUAAGUGAAAAAGUACGAAAAACAAAAAUCUACCAGAAAUCAUGUGCAAGUAUUUUCAUGGAAAUAACACAAAGAAUUAUUGUUUAAAUAAAUGAAAAAUUAAAAAAAAAAAAUAUAUAUAUAUAUAUAAAAAAGUUACACAAAAAAAAUUUAGUUUAGAAUUGAGUAGGUUAAAUUUUAAAUACAUUUCAAAUAUACAUUUAACGCAUAACAUCUAAAUGUCUUCGCAGAAAGUACAGUACCUAGCAAAUCUA
Messenger RNA from Drosophila mojavensis, 4667 nucleotides. RefSeq names its product longitudinals lacking protein, isoforms F/I/K/T. Bases 960 to 3977 code for a protein of 1005 amino acids. Gene Ontology annotation, molecular function: protein binding. The transcript has 7 exons. Gene Ontology annotation, cellular component: nucleus. The record is from RefSeq and is a predicted model, not a curated record. Gene Ontology annotation, biological process: regulation of transcription by RNA polymerase II. Lineage: Eukaryota; Metazoa; Arthropoda; Insecta; Diptera; Drosophilidae.